Messenger RNA from Xyrauchen texanus (razorback sucker), 6052 nucleotides. RefSeq names its product trafficking kinesin-binding protein 2-like. The record is from RefSeq and is a predicted model, not a curated record. Bases 246 to 3263 code for a protein of 1005 amino acids. Gene Ontology annotation, molecular function: GABA receptor binding. Gene Ontology annotation, cellular component: dendrite. The transcript is spliced from 17 exons. NCBI's taxonomy places the organism in Eukaryota, Metazoa, Chordata, Actinopteri, Cypriniformes, Catostomidae. Gene Ontology annotation, biological process: anterograde axonal transport of mitochondrion; neurogenesis.
CCUCCUCGCGCGCUUGAACGUUCCUCUUUAUUGUCUCCAACGCUCGAAGUGACAGCAGACACAUGCGCCAGUAGCGCUCAGAAAAACGGAUUGAAGUGAAAUGAAGAUAGAAGCUGGAGUCUGUGCAUCUCCGUGGUGUUUUGAUGCAAAACAGGAUGUGACAUCAGCUGUUUUAAAUCUUCUGCUCGUGCGGUUUGGGCAUGAGUGAGGAGUCCCGCCCUCAUUCGCCCAACUGACCAAUCAGAAUGUUCGAGGUGAAGCCCAUGAGCGUGGAGAAGAAGGAAACAGCUGCGGGAACAGAUGAGGGCAGUAAUGUGUGUGACAAGGCCAUCAAUGUGUGUGGAGGGGAUUCGUUGUAUCUGUACGAAGGUCAGGACUGGGUCAUCUCACCCUCCUGCUCUCCAGAGGAACCCGGCGCCAUCUCACCCGUGCUGGCAGAGGAAACUUUCCGCUAUAUGACUUUUCUAGCUGUGGGUCCCUCCUCUUACACCUCCUCUAAAGUUCUGAGUGCUGAUCGGGUGGAGCAGAUGACAAAGACCUACAAUGACAUUGAUGUGGUCACACACCUACUGGCUGAAAGGGAUCGGGAUCUGGAAUUGGCUGCUCGGAUUGGACAGUCGCUUCUGCAGAGGAAUCAUGUACUUCAAGAAAGGAAUGAAUCGUUGGAAGAGCAGCUAGCGCAGGCCUUAGACCAGGUUCAUCAACUUCAGCAUGAAUUGGGAAAGAAGGAUGAACUCCUGCGCAUGGUCGCGAGUGCCAGCGAGGAGAGUGAGACUGACUCCAGCUGCUCCACGCCGCUACGCCACCCGGCGCCUGCAGGUGCUGCUCUCGCCCUUAGCCAGCUGGAGGUACUACAGACCAAAUUACAAGAGCUGGAGGAAGAGAAUUUCUCACUGAGAUCAGAGGCCUGUCAUCUGAAGAGAGAGACAUUCACAUACGAAGAAAAAGAACAACAGUUGGUGAACGACUGCGUUAAAGAGCUACGUGAGUCAAACAGUCAGAUGGAGAGUCUUUCAGAUGAACUUUCUCAGAAGAGCGAAAAUUUACUGAGACAUCAGGAGGAGAUUGCUCAACUCCUCUCACAGAUCGUAGAGGUUCAACACAGAGUCAAAGAGUUAGCGCUUGAGAAAGAGGAGUUGAGAAUUCACCUUCAAGCCUCAAAGGAAGCCCAACGACAACUCACUGCUGAGCUGAAAGAGCUGGCGGACAGGAAUGCUGAGUGCAUGGGAAUGUUACAUGAAUCUCAGGAGGAAAUUAAGGAACUGCGCAGUAAGAACACCCCGGCUGCAGGCCUGCGCAGACACCUGUCUUAUGGACUGUACCCAAUGGAUUCUCUGGCAGCGGAGAUUGAGGGGACAAUGAGGAGAGAACUAAGUGUAGAUGAUGAAAUCGUAUUUCAGGACCAGCGGUCGGCCCAUAAGCGUGUGUUCCAGACGGUGCGGUCUGUGAAUGAGUCUGUUAUGAGAGCGGCAGCCUCAGCGCCUCCGAUCCCUGGCUCCGCCCGCAGUGGCAUCAUCAUGACAGCAGUACCCUAUCAAUCACACACACCAAACACAGAGGAGGGAGAUGCAGAUCUAAACACCACCAAAGAGAACACUCGCCUGGGUCAGCCAGGCACUCCGGGUGGAAAUGACCUAACGUCUGCCAUACAUCGCCUUUCUCUGCGGAGGCAGAACUUCCUGUGUGAGCGACAGUUCUUCCAGGCUGAGAGAGAUCGGAAGCUUCAGGGAAUUGCGGCAACAGAGUUAGGAGGCGGGAGCGGCUGCAGUUCACCAAUGGGAAGCACUGUCUCUUCUUUCACCAACCUAUCAGAAUUCUCUAUCUCCUCAAGCUGUUUCAAGACCUUUCUGCCUGAAAAACUGCAGAUUGUUAAACCUAUGGAAGGUUCUUUGACGCUUCAUCACUGGCAGCAGCUUGCUAAACCCCACCUGGCCACUAUUCUUGACCCCCACCCAGGCAUAGUGACCAAAGGCUUCUGCCCUCUUCCUCAGGACGAUGUUUACCACCUGACAGACCUUGAAGAAGAUGAAGACCAGCAGAGGCCACGAUGGGAACUGAAGAGAAAGGGAGAGGAGGCACAGGACGCAAAGCAAAAAGAGGAAGAUGAGGAUGAAGAAGGAAUCACCUUUCAUGUGCAGUCAUCGUCCACUCCCAAGGAGAGGAAGGAAAGGUGUGUCCUAACCUCAACUAAUGCCCUACCCAUUCCUGCAUCCCUCAGGAGCUCCCCUGUGCCCAUAACAGCAGCUGUUUCCUUAGCAACAGCUGGUAAUCAGACAGUCAGCUCAGCACCUGUAGUAUCAGGCUCAGCAGCUCCCCAUUUUGACCUGAAUCUUGGUUCUAAAGCGCCCUCUACAGCUGUAAAUCCUGGAAAGUAUCAAAGCUCCACCUUUUCCACGUACACUUUUACUACCUGUCGGAUCCUGCAUCCUAGUGACAGCACACAGGUUACACCCAGCACUGCCUGUAGUCCGUCUGUGAUUGACAACACCCCGAGUUCUCUCCGGACCGGUUCCAGUACACCCGUCACACCCUGCAGGCUGAGUCUGGGUGACUCCUUCCCCAUACGCUGCCCUGCAGCACCCCCUCGUGGCCUUGCCAAACUCCUGCUGGAGAAAGGCAUUUCUGCUCAAGGUCCCACGCUUGUGGCACCACCUAAAAAGCCUCUUCCUUUGCAUCCUCUCCCCAGCACCCCGCCUAACUCUCCCUCCCACUCCCCAUGCCCCUCUCCUGUGCCCAUCGAUUCACGAUCCACCUCGUCUGACAACUUUCUGGCGUCCCGUCCUGCCGAGCUCUUUCUGCAAGAUGUUUACGGGCAUAAACUCGGCCGUGCCCCAAGACCAGAUCUCUUAAGCCCGGAACACACCCCUCAAGAGCAGUCAGUCAAAUCCGACCGCUAUGGCAUCAACCUCGUGGAGCAUCUACGCAAGCUAGGUUUGGAUAAAAAAGUGCACCAAUUGAUGGAUGCAGAUGGUGCCCAUACAUCUGCCACGUUCCUCGCAACAGGAGGAGGCAGUUUAUUGGACGGAAUUCGCCGUAAUCAAAGUCUACCUGCGAUGGUUGGUCACCGCAGUGCGUCUGUCUCCAGUCCUUCCUUUCCAGUCCAGCCUCCUCACCCUAUUUCCCUGGCCCUUCCCACUCCACCAUGGGGGAACCUAAAGGAACCACACCCCACACGUAGACAUGCCUCCCUUUCUCAUGCCCCACCCUCUCUGCAUAAUUCAUCAACAUAUGGGAGUGGCCUCAAACAAACCGGAAAACGAUGAAUCGAUGCCAUUUUUGGGUGACUCUGACUUCAUAUCCUUAUUAACGGUCUAUUUCCCCUCCCGUUUCCCAUAAACCGAGAGAGAGAAAGAGGCUCAAAGACAUUUAAAGAAGGAACUGCGUUGUUUUGAAAAGCACAAUAAUGAAGUAAAUGUGUCUUGUUGCCAUGUUAAUGUUCAAAGAUUUUGAAGGCCUUAUCAUUGCAUUUGAGAGGAAGUCUACUAAUCUCAAAUUUUCCCCUAAACACCACCUUUUCAUCUUUUUGACACAUGCAUUUUCUCUCUCUUUCUUUUAUUGUCCUGCCUUUCAGAUCCUUUAUUUUGUCUGAUUGACACGUCUGUUAACUCAUGGGGCUGUGGAGCUGUGCUGUUUAAUAUGCUUUAGGAAGGAACAAGGAUGUGGGCUUGAUUGAAGAUAGGAAGGAAAUAAAAGCAUGAUGAAAAGAAGGAAAGAAUACCAGACGAAGAAAGGAAGCAGUAAGGAAGGAAGGAAGGAAGGAAGGAAGGUAAGGAAGCAGGAAAUAAGAAAAGAAAGGAAGGACUGCAGGAAGGAAAGAAUGAAAGAAGGAAGGUAGGAAAGGAAGCAGGAAGGAAGGAAAAGGAGAAAGCAGGAAGUAAUAGAAGAAAGCAUGAAGGAAGGAAGGAAGGAAGGAAAGAAAAGCUGGAAGGAAAGAUAGAAAGCAUGAAGUAAAUAAGGAAAGAAACCAGGAAGGAACAGAAGAAAGCAGAAAGGAAAGAAAGAAUGCGGGAAGCAGGAAAAGGAAAGUGCAAGAAGGGAAAAAAGAAAGUAGGAAGGAAGGAAAGAGGAUGACAGAAGGAAAGAAAUCAGGAAGGAAAGAAAUCAAGCAGGAAAUGAGAAAGAAGGAAAGAUAUCAGGAAGGAAAGGAAGCAUAAGGAAAGGAAACAAACAAACAGGAAAUGAGAAAGGAAGUAAAGCAGGAACAAAGGAAAGAAAGCAGGAAGGAAUAAAGGAAAGAAGGAAAGAAAGCCAGAUAUUAUAAGUCUGGAAAUGUGAAGGUUUCUGUAAGUUUAUUCUUAAUUUAGUGUCACUUUGACUCACUCUCGUGGAGGUUUGCAUGUAGAACAAGUGGAAAUAGAAAGUUGCAUCUCCGCAGCCUCAUUUUAGUGGUCUUGAUUCAUUCAGAGGUUCCUUUUAGGGAUAGAAGGCUGAUUCCUCUCAGGUGUUUAGUAGAACUGUUAAUUACAGCUUAGCUAUUGUAUUAUUCAUUUUUGCAAGCUAUUAAAUAUUCAUGUCCUAUAUACUGAUAGCAUGCUAGUGUACCUGAACUAAAGCUCCUCCUCCUCACUUGUCCAAAUCAUUUAUUUAUUCAUUUGCACAGAAUUUAUUGGUUGUUUGGGAAAGUUGGUCUUGGAAAAAAAAAAACGAUCUGGAAUGCUCAGGAUUUUAUUUACUUUUUGUUCAUUCUGUCCUUCUAAACUACUUGUCACCUUGUUCUAAAUGUUUUUAUUUUAUUUUAUUUUGACAUAUUCAGGGACAGUACUUAAGGGAAAGGAGUGACUGGUUCAUACGUACACUAGAUGUGUCAAAAGGUUCAAAGUGAUGCACACAGAUUUUACACGUUUUUUGCUUAACACAGUUUUAUAACUGAACCUGAAGGGAAUUGUUCUUUUGAUUUUCUUAUUUUUGUGAAUAUUUAUUUCCACUUUUUUUUUUUUUUUUUGCUUCUUUACUAGAGUAUGAUGCAUGUCAGUUUUUGUUCAUUCUAUAUUCCCACGACAUCCCUCAAUGAUCCAAAGGAAUUUAGUGACGAGAAUACAGAAAAUCGUUCUCUUUCUUACCCAUCCGACAGCCCAAGAUAAACACUGUAUUACAGUAUGUGUUCUUGACUGUGACCUUUGACCCCUGAGUUAAUUGUUCAGUGACCUCAUAUGUGCUUCCUUUUUAUUUUCACUUCUACUUUCCUCUGUUCUCAUUUUAUGCACUUUUGGGUUUUUUUAACUAGAAAUGUGUUAUUUUUAUUAAACAGACAUUACCUGUGUUAUCUAACAAUACAAUAAAACUAGACUAUUAGAUGAUGCGUAACUUGAGUUAAUGAUAUUAUUUACUAACCUAUUUCAUUUAGGAAUGAGAUUUUAAUAUAUUUCAUGUUUUUGUUUUUUUGGGGGGUUUGAGAAGGGACUCGAAUCUCUAAGACAUUGUAUAUAGGUUUAAACCAAAAUUAUUUGUUCAUUAUGCCUGAAUUAUCAUUUUAUAAGCUAAAAUGUUGUGUUUAUGUGGUAAACUGAUCUUUUUGUGUUUUGUUGAAAACAUAACCUCAGCACAGGGGAAAUAAAUCCGUCUGAUCAAACUGCUGUUGCAGGUGAGACAUUAGUGAGCUUUUGUUAGAUGCUGAUGAACAAAAACACCAACUAAGCUAAAUGUGACUUAAACUACUCUGUGUAUAUCAUAAUUUGGGGCUAUUCGUCACUAUUUCGGAUCAAAUCAUACACAUUUUCAGAAUUAUACCAGCAUGGCUGCUGCUACAUUGGUGGCUUUAUCUGAGCUGAAUUGUAUGGUGUUUAAUGCAUGAUUUGAGUUUUAAGUUUCAAAGUGUCCUUAUUUCCAUCCUGCUGUUCACGUUAUCAAGCUCUCUGCUGCAGUUCAGGUCAAAGAUUAAUGCUUGAAGGUGAUGUCACAAGAAAUUCCUUUUGUGCUAAUGACAUGGUUAAUAGACCUAGUUAGAUGACAUACAGGUACAGUAGAAACCAUGACCCAUUGCGUUUUCUUAUGUGUUUAACUCUUAUUAGAAUCCUGUGUCCAGUGUCAUUGUUUUUCUAAUAAAACAAACAAA